AUGGAAUUCUGUGACCAACUUCCACUUAUCAAUAACGUGUCCGUCGAAAGAAUAGUCUUAAUUAAUGAUGUAAUUAGCGUUCAAUUGCACGGUUUCUGUGACGCAAGUGAGUGUGGCUACGGAGCCUGUAUUUAUAUAAGACCAAUGGAUUCUACAGGAAAAAUAAGCGCAGCGUUAUUUCAUGUGAAAUCGCGUAUAGCACCAUUGAAAAUAGUUUCGCUGCCACGACUCGAGUUGUGUGGAGCUCAACUUCUUGCUAAGCUCAUUACGCAAACCAUGGUCAUCACGGGAAUUUCUUUCGAGAAAGUAGUAUUGUGGUCAGAUUCCACUAUUACACUAUAUUGGAUUCACACUUCACCACAUUUGCUAAAAACAUUUGAAGCAAAUCGUGUUGCUGAUAUUCAAAAGCAAUCCAAUCCAAGUCAAUGUCGUCACAUUCGUUCAGGAGAUAAUCCAGCCGAUGUAUAA
Messenger RNA from Belonocnema kinseyi, 468 nucleotides. RefSeq lists its product as uncharacterized. The transcript has a single exon. NCBI's taxonomy places the organism in Eukaryota, Metazoa, Arthropoda, Insecta, Hymenoptera, Cynipidae. The coding region runs from base 1 to 468 and encodes 155 amino acids. The record is from RefSeq and is a predicted model, not a curated record.